Messenger RNA from Chelmon rostratus (copperband butterflyfish), 2091 nucleotides. It is a transcript of the gene hpdb, whose product is annotated as 4-hydroxyphenylpyruvate dioxygenase b. Bases 39 to 1220 code for a protein of 393 amino acids. The record is from RefSeq and is a predicted model, not a curated record. Gene Ontology annotation, biological process: L-tyrosine catabolic process. Gene Ontology annotation, cellular component: Golgi membrane; endoplasmic reticulum membrane. NCBI's taxonomy places the organism in Eukaryota, Metazoa, Chordata, Actinopteri, Chaetodontiformes, Chaetodontidae. The transcript has 14 exons. Gene Ontology annotation, molecular function: 4-hydroxyphenylpyruvate dioxygenase activity.
UUUCAUUCUGAGAGUCAGGUCAGGUCACCGGAGGCAAGAUGACAACGUACACAGAUAAAGGCGAAAAGCAUGAGCAGGGCAGCUUCCUCUGCUUUGAUCACUUAACCUUCUGGGUUGGAAAUGCAAAGCAGGCUGCAUCAUAUUACUGUAACAAGCUGGGAUUUGAGCCUUUGGCUUAUCAGGGUUUGGAGACGGGCAGCAGAGAAGUGGUGUCCCACGCAGUCAGACAAGGAAAGAUCAUUUAUGUGUUCUCAUCCGCCCUCAAUCCUGGAAACAAAGAGAUGGGGGAUCAUCUAGUGAAGCACGGGGAUGGAGUGAAGGAUAUUGCAUUCACAGUGAAGGACUGUGACUUUCUUGUGCAGAAAGCCCGAGAGCGAGGUGCAGUUAUUGUGAAGGAGCCCUACACCCUGGAGGACAAGCAUGGUAAAGUCAGGCUGGCUGUGCUUCAGACGUACGGUGACACCACUCACACGUUUGUGGAGAGGACGGGAUACACUGGGCUGUUCCUGCCAGGCUUCCACCCCCCUCUGUUCAAGGACCCUUUAUUAGCCGGACUACCAAGUGGAAAACUGAACUUCAUUGAUCACGUUGUGGGAAACCAGUCGGACAAUGAGAUGGUUCCAGUGGUGGACUGGUAUCAAAGAAACCUCCUCUUUCACCGCUUCUGGUCAGUGGAUGACAAGCAGCUUCAGACAGAGUUCAGCGCCCUGCGCUCCAUCGUUGUGGCGAACUACGAGGAGACGGUGAAGAUGCCCAUCAACGAGCCCGCCAUGGGGAAGAGGAAGUCACAGAUCCAGGAGUAUGUGGAGUACUACGGAGGUCCAGGAGUGCAGCACAUAGCCAUGAAUACAUCAGACAUCAUCACCGCAAUUCGUAACCUAAAGGAGCGCGGGAUGGACUUCAUGUCUGUGCCAGACACCUACUACGACCAGCUGAGGGAGAACCUCAAACACUCAAAGGUCAAACUCUCAGAGGACCUGGAUGUCCUGCAGGAGCUGAAGAUCUUGGUGGACUAUGACGACAAUGGCUAUUUACUUCAGAUCUUCACCAAACCGGUUCAGGACCGGCCCACCGUGUUCCUAGAAGUCAUUCAGAGACACAACCACCAGGGCUUUGGUGCAGGAAACUUCAAGUCUCUGUUUGAAGCCAUCGAGGCAGACCAGCAAGCGAGGGGAAAUCUGACCAUCCUGACGCCGAAUGGCGUUUCAGAGAACAUGUGAUGCCAGUGAUACUAUGCUUUACAGUCUCAGUAAAUAUGAAUUACUACUAAUUACUAAAACACUUUACUUUUAGGAGGUUUAUAUUCUACGUCGAUGCACGUUUAUUAAAGCUGUUAUUCUUGAUUUUUAUUUUGUGAUUUGCAUGUUUUAUUACAACAUACAACACGUGACAUUAUUUUAUGUGUUGAAAAGUACUUUAACACAAUGCAACACGUCCUUUUUUACAGAAUAUUAACAGGAAAAGCAACAUUACCGAUACCAGCUUGACUCAAGCAAAACACCAUUUAAGCUCUCAUAAACGAAAACAUUUAACUGUACACUUCUGUUAUCAUUUGGACGAUGAGGUCGGCAGAUAUUUCAUUGUAACAGAGGUGGGACAGACGUUAGCAAGUGUUGCUAGCAAAGAAUCAGGAUUCUGUUUUCACCUGUGCUUGCAGGUGGCACAUCACAACUCAAUGCCAAGCCUCCAUUAACAGAUUAAAGUUCUAAGUGCUUGGUCCAUUUCAUUGGCCCAUCAUUCACUGAGCAGCGCUGACGAUCGUCUGCAGUGCUUUUAGGAGCUCCUGUAUGGCCUCUCGACAGUUACUCGCUGUACAGUUUUAAAUAGCAUUAAAACUUUUUGACACAUAUUCAGGGUCUGUGUUUAUAUCGUACAGUUCCUCAGGCAACUCUGGCUCUUGACAUAAUGGGGACACGUCGUUCGAGCUCAGUUCAAGGAGCCGCGGCAGCCGUCUGCUCCACACAAACAAGGAAUCUUUGUCUCCUCAAUGGGAAACUUGUAGUCGUACGUGAUCUCUUCAUUGAUGCUUAUCGGCUGCCGGGAGUAUAUCACUAUCUUCUUCUGAGACUCCACAGUGAUGAUCUUUGCAUA